This is a messenger RNA of Aspergillus pseudonomiae, 1332 nucleotides long. RefSeq names its product isoaspartyl peptidase/L-asparaginase. The record is from RefSeq and is a predicted model, not a curated record. Gene Ontology annotation, molecular function: hydrolase activity. Bases 1 to 1332 code for a protein of 443 amino acids. Lineage: Eukaryota; Fungi; Ascomycota; Eurotiomycetes; Eurotiales; Aspergillaceae. The transcript has a single exon.
AUGGAUAAAUCCAAACCCUACCCCCAACAAAGAAAACCACUCUUCAAACCAACCCUAAUAAUCCACGGCGGCGCGGGCGCCCUAAAAAGAUCCACCCUCCCUCCAUCCCUCUACGCUCAAUACCAAACCUCCCUGCUCACUUAUCUCCGCUCCACACACUCCCUCCUCAAGUCCGGCUCCACAGCCCUCGACGCCGCAGUCCACGCCGUAACCCUCCUCGAAGACGAUGAGCUCUUUAACUGCGGCCGCGGAAGCGUCUUCACCUCCGCCGGCACCAUUGAGAUGGAAGCCUCUGUCAUGGUGACAUCCCUCGUGUCCGAUGAUUCUUCGGAUUACCCAGGGUCGACCAAGAGAGGCGCAGGUGUCAUGGGAUUGAGGAAUGUUCGACACCCAAUCCUGGCGGCUAAGGAGUCACUUUUACGGACCGGAUAUGGAGGUGAGGAUGGGGGCAGUAUGCAUUCGCAGCUUGUGGCGCCGUAUGUGGAGGAGAAGGCCAGGGAGUGGGGACUGGAGUUCAUGCAUGAUGAGUGGUUCUGGACACAACGACGGUGGGACGAGCAUCUACGGGGUCUCCGCGGGGAGCCUGAGCCGAUCAGUUUUAGCCAGGGGACGGUCGGGUGUGUUUGUCUUGAUAUGUGGGGUGGGAUGGCUGUUGCGACAAGUACUGGGGGGUUGACGAAUAAGUGGCCUGGGCGGAUUGGGGAUACGCCAACUUUGGGAGGUGGGUUUUGGGCGGAGGGUUGGGAUGUUCAGUCUAAUACAGUAGUCGAUGGUGAGGAGCGUGAAGGGCGAGGAGGGCUUUUGGAUGGGAUGUUGGGGGAUUGUUUAUCGUUCUUUAAUAGCAGAGGAGAGGGUUAUGUGUCUUUGCCCAUGGAGGUCCCUAUGGAGAGGAGACUAGGGGAGAAGAUGGUAAUGUGUUCUAGUCCGGAAAAUAGGGUCAAGAGACGGGCUGCAGCUGUUUCGGGUACUGGGAAUGGGGACUCCUUUCUGAGGGUUGCGGCGGCGAGGACGGCUUGUGCUAUGGUUCGUUUUUCGGAGCGGACGCCCACACUGGCUGAUGCUGUUGCUGCGGUUUCUGGGCCGGGUGGUGAGUUACAGCGUUCGGCUGGAAGGCGCUGGGGAGUUACCAGAGAGGGUGAAGGGGGCAUUAUUGGAAUUGAGGCAGAGGUGGAAGUGGAUGAGGAUACGGGAGUGCCUGUGCCUGGGAUGCAGCUGGGACGGGGGCAGGUGGUGUUUGAUUUCAAUUGCGGAGGGAUGUGGAGGGCGUGGGUGGAAGAGGAUGGCGAUGGGAACGAUCUGGAGAAUGUGAUGGUUUUUAGAGAGCCGUAUUAG